GAUAUAAAUAAUAAAAUCGUUUGUUUUUAAUAUUGUUAUGUAAAUUAAGUAAUUUCUGAUUGUUUUCAAACCACAUUUUAUUCAAUCGGUUAAAGAGGUGCUCUUCUAAUCAAAAAGAAGCUGGAUACCAAUGAAUGAAUAAUAAAGGGGGGGGCCAAGAGAAGAGAACUAUAGAAGAGAACUAUAGAACUGUAAAAGAAUAAAAACUGAAUGGAACACAAACAAACAAGAUUACAAUUACACUGAUAGACACAAGAGUGUCAAAAGCUGACAACCAAUACAAACAAACAACAUCUCAUGUGAACAGGAAAUAAAAUUCUCUACAAAAGUGAAAAGUGAAGGAUUUGAAAAACAAUGAAUAUGAGCUGCAAUCAGUAUUAAAAAUAUGGGAUAUAAAAAAAAUAAAUAAAGCAACAGUUAAUGGUAGAGAGACUUUAACGGAAAUAAAAAAGGACAUCACGUGUUCAUAAUAACAAUGUAAAUUGAAACCAAUUAAAGAGAAGUAAAAACAAAAACAAUAUCUCUAGUUAAUGCCUUUUACGUUCUAACUAGCAAGAUGUCUAAAAGUAAGAGUAUUUUAAAAAGGACAAUAAUUCUAAAGCAAAUAAAUUAAAACUAUAAAUUCAGUUGUUUGUCUACUAAAAAAAAUAUUUUGUUAAUGACAAAUUGUGUGGCAUACUUUUGUGGGUUUAUCAACAAAAUCAUAAGUGUAUGAGUGCUACGUGUGUAUUUAAUAGUUACCGGUUUUGUUUAUAUAAUUGUUUAUUUUAAUUAAAUACUUCCUUUGUUGUUCUAGUAAACUAUUACGUGAUGUUUUGUUAAAUAUUUUUAUUUUUAUGGCAUUUUCAAAAUUACUUGCCUCUAUUUUUAUUGCCACCACCUCAAUGGAGUUAAAAGUUUUUAGUUAUUUCGUAAUAAAUUACUAUUUAAAUAAACUGAUAUCUACAAUAUCUGUUGAUAUUUAUUAAAAGAAAAUAAAUAAAGAAAACGUGCUAGCAUCACUAACAGUAGUAACUUAAACCACCGUCCUGUUACGCAAAUAAGCAGCAAAAAAGGAUGAAAGUUUGUCCAUUAAUUUUAUAUACCAAUAUUUUAACAACGCUUGCCAUACUUUCCCCACAUAGUUUAUUGUCUUUAUUAUUGGCAACAUAUUAAACAAAAAAAGUAAAUAAAAUACGAAAUAUAUAUACAUCUUCUUAAUAAACUAACCGGAAAGCAACGCACUUCUUUUUUCCUACAUAAAUCAACACGUCUCUCAACUUAACUCCUGCUGCCAUUUAAGAGUAAGAAAUUUCUGAAUAUAACUUGACACUACGUUGUCAUUCUUUUAGUGCAAAUAUAAGAUCUUUUUGUUUUUAUAUAUAAAAAAAUAACAAAAAAUAAACAUAAAAUAGUUAAAAGGAUAAACUACUGGCGGCAACCCAGCAACAUCUGCAUUCAUCAUAACAAUAAGAAAACGUGUAAAAUUUUUAACAUUCUGCAAACCGAAGAACGAUAUUGUCAACAUUGUCACCGUCACCACCACUACUACCAUCACUCUGCUAUAGCAAGACAUACGAAAAUAGUAUUUAUAGCUGCAACAAAAUCAGCAUCUGUAGCAACGUUAGCAUCAGUAUUAUCAACAUCAUCAUGACACAUUGGCUGUUAAAUUUAUUGACGCUACUUAUGUAUGCGGGAUCCUUGGAAUGCGCUUCAAAACGUUUUUUCACAGAUUUUUUACAAGACUUACCCACACCCGGCACUGGUGGUCCCACAUUUGAUACAACAGUUCCCUCGAAUAUAACCGGUCUAGUGGGUAAAACUGUAAAAUUAACAUGUCGUGUGAAAAAUUUAGGCAACAGAACGGUCUCUUGGGUGCGUCAUCGUGAUAUACACUUGUUAACAGUGGGUCGUUAUACUUACACUUCAGAUCAAAGAUUUGAGGCAAUGCAUUCACCUCAUGCCGAAGAUUGGACACUGCGUAUACGUUAUGCCCAGCGUAAAGAUUCGGGUAUUUACGAAUGUCAAAUAUCAACAACACCACCAAUUGGUCAUUCGGUUUAUUUGAAUAUUGUGGAACCUGUUACUGAAGUAAUUGGAGGUCCAGAGCUGCACAUUAAUAAGGGAUCAACUAUAAAUUUAACUUGUAUUGUUAAAUUUGCACCAGAACCUCCACCCACAGUUAUAUGGUCACACAAUCGACAGGUCAUAAAUUUCGAUUCACCACGUGGCGGUAUAUCACUAGUAACGGAAAAAGGUGUUUUAACCACAAGUCGUUUAUUGGUACAGAAAGCAAUACAACAGGAUUCUGGACUUUAUACAUGUACGCCUUCGAAUGCAAAUCCCACAUCUGUGCGAGUACAUAUCGUUGAUGGUAAGUAA
Messenger RNA from Lucilia cuprina (Australian sheep blowfly), 2361 nucleotides. It is a transcript of the gene dpr8, whose product is annotated as zwei Ig domain protein zig-8. The transcript is spliced from 7 exons. Gene Ontology annotation, biological process: synapse organization. Gene Ontology annotation, cellular component: neuron projection membrane. The coding region runs from base 1630 to 2361 and encodes 243 amino acids. The record is from RefSeq and is a predicted model, not a curated record. NCBI's taxonomy places the organism in Eukaryota, Metazoa, Arthropoda, Insecta, Diptera, Calliphoridae.